Molecule: messenger RNA, 2822 nt
Organism: Penaeus vannamei (Pacific white shrimp)
Lineage: Eukaryota; Metazoa; Arthropoda; Malacostraca; Decapoda; Penaeidae
Source: RefSeq, a predicted model, not a curated record
AAGAAUGGUUAGUAAAUAUUUUUUUUUUAUUCCAGGACAAGAUGUCGGCCACAACGUUAAGUUACCGGACGCGGGGAUGGCUGCGACUCUCGAUAGAAAAGCAGGACACGCUCCUGAAGAUGGCGGUCCUGUCCCUGGCGGCAAUCUUGUCAUUUUCCUGUAGGCUCUUCUCAGUGCUGCGGUUUGAGUCCGUCAUCCACGAGUUUGAUCCUUACUUCAACUACCGCACUACAAAGUUCCUGGCCGAGGAGGGCUUCUACAACUUCCACAACUGGUUCGAUGACCGUGCCUGGUAUCCCCUGGGAAGGAUUAUUGGAGGCACCAUCUAUCCAGGCCUCAUGGUGACCUCAGCCGCCAUUUAUCAUGUACUUAAUUGGCUGAACAUCACCAUAGACGUACGCAAUGUGUGCGUGUUCCUUGCACCAUUGUUUUCCUCCCUCACUACCCUCGUGACCUACCACCUUGCCAAGGAGCUGAAGGGUCCAGGGGCUGGUCUUGUAGCAGCCGUUAUGAUUGCCAUUGUUCCAGGAUACAUUUCCCGUUCUGUUGCCGGGUCUUAUGAUAAUGAAGGUAUUGCCAUCUUCUGUAUGCUGUUGACAUACUACAUGUGGAUUAAGGCUGUGAAGACUGGAACGCUUUUCUGGUCGACAAUGGCUUCCCUUGCCUAUUUUUACAUGGUCUCCUCAUGGGGUGGCUACGUGUUCCUGAUCAACAUCAUCCCUCUCCAUGUCCUUACUCUGAUGGUGACUGGGCGGUUCUCCCAUAGGGUGUAUGUCGCCUAUUCCACACUGUAUGUCAUUGGAACCAUUCUGUCGAUGCAGAUUUCGUUUGUAGGAUUCCAGCCUGUCUCCACGUCGGAACAUAUGGGCGCCUUUGGAGUGUUCGGGCUCUGCCAAAUCCAUGCCUUCGUUGACUACGUGCGCUCCCGCCUGAGCACGAGCCAGUUUGAGGUGCUCUUCCGGGCAGUGAUCUCCACAGUGUCACUGACAGGGGUGUUGGUGCUGGUGGUGCUGACAGCACUGGGCAAAAUUGCUCCCUGGACAGGCAGGUUCUACUCGCUGCUUGACCCGUCCUACGCCAAGAACAACAUCCCCAUCAUUGCCUCGGUAUCGGAGCACCAGCCUACAGCGUGGUCUUCCUUCUAUUUUGACUUGCAGAUGCUUGUGUUCAUGUUCCCCGUGGGACUGUACUUCUGCUUCACCAAGCUCACCGAUGAAAAUAUUUUUAUCAUCCUGUACGGCGUUCUCAGUAUCUACUUUGCUGGUGUGAUGGUGCGUCUGAUGCUGGUGUUGGCCCCAGUCAUGUGCAUCCUCUCAGGCAUUGCUGUCUCGUCCCUUUUGUCGACCUACAUGAAACAAAUUGACGAAGUGAAAACAGACAAGAAGAAGGCCAAGUUUGAAGGAAAUUACUUCAUGAGGAGCGAAAUUGCCACCUUGUUUGUGUGUAUGAUGUCAGUGUUUUUGGUGAUGUACACUCUGCACUGCACUUGGGUUACCUCUGAGGCCUACAGCUCCCCCUCGAUUGUCCUUUCUGCUCGAGGCCACGACGGCUCCAGGAUCAUUUUCGAUGACUUCAGGGAGGCUUACUAUUGGCUACGUCACAACACUCCUGAGGAUGCCAAGGUGAUGUCGUGGUGGGAUUAUGGGUAUCAGAUAACGGCAAUGGCUAAUCGGACAAUAUUAGUGGACAACAACACUUGGAACAACACGCAUAUAUCACGGGUCGGUCAAGCGAUGGCAAGUACAGAAGAUAAAGCAUACCAGAUCAUGAGAGAGCUUGACGUGGAUUAUGUGUUAGUCAUAUUUGGAGGCCUGACGGGCUAUUCUUCAGAUGACAUCAACAAGUUCUUAUGGAUGGUGCGAAUCGGCGGGAGCACAGAGAAGGGAGCCCACAUUAAAGAGCAUGACUAUUACACACCUGCUGGGGAGUUCCGCGUGGACAAGGAAGGAUCCCCGACGCUACUCAACUGCCUUAUGUACAAAAUGUGUUACUACAGAUUUGGCCAAGUGUACACCGAGGGAGGCAAGCCUCCAGGAUAUGACAGAGUCCGGAACGUUGAGAUCGGAAACAAGGACUUCGAGCUCGACGUCUUAGAAGAGGCUUAUACUACGGAACACUGGAUUGUCCGUAUAUACAAAGUUAAAGACUUGCCCAAUAGAGGUGCAUAGGGGCAAAUAAUUGUUAUAAUAUUUUCUAUUGUGGAACAGCAAUUCACGAUUGUUCUUUUUCUGUGAAUUUUUAUCCAGUGAUGAUGAUGGAGUUCUGAUUUAUAAAUUGUGAAAGAGUAAGGUUAUUUCCCUGUCUUGCAUUACUAGAUGUGUGAGCUCUUCUGUUAGAAUUGUUUGGCUAGGUGGUUUUGAUUUACUGGGAUCAUGAUUCAAAAGUUACAUGCCCUGUUUUCUUUUUCUCAGUUGCUUUACUCUGUAAGAACAAUGUGGUAUAUGAUAAAACAUGUCCAAUAGGAUGGUUUUCAAUGACGUGUUGACUGUCCUGUUUUCUAUGCGAGUGAAUACAUUGUGAAAGAGUGUACAAAGUAGCCUUUGCUCAUGUUUUCAUUUUUGUUAUGUAUGGAAGUGUCUGUUGUUAAAAGUCAGUGACUAAAAGUGUGGUUCUCAUGAUCAGUACGCAAGUAACCUCAGUAUUUGAACAUGUACUCUCACUUUUGUAAAGAUGACUAGUCUUAUAGUCAAUUUUCAAUACAGACAGUGGCUAGCUGCUGGAAAAAGAAAUGCUUAGCCGUGAGGAAAAUUAAAUUAAAUAUCUGCACAUGUAACCAUUCCACGAGUGCUCUUAUUGGUGCAUUGAAAUUGAUGGAAAAAAAA